This is a messenger RNA of Chanos chanos (milkfish), 3028 nucleotides long. It is a transcript of the gene slc37a2, whose product is annotated as solute carrier family 37 member 2. Gene Ontology annotation, cellular component: endoplasmic reticulum membrane. The record is from RefSeq and is a predicted model, not a curated record. Lineage: Eukaryota; Metazoa; Chordata; Actinopteri; Gonorynchiformes; Chanidae. Gene Ontology annotation, molecular function: glucose 6-phosphate:phosphate antiporter activity. The transcript has 18 exons. Gene Ontology annotation, biological process: phosphate ion transmembrane transport; glucose-6-phosphate transport. Bases 536 to 2023 code for a protein of 495 amino acids.
GAAGGAAUAGAUGUAUGUGUAACAUUGGGGGCGCAUUGAGGAACCAAAGAAAGACCAAAAGACCGGUUAAUUUUCAUGUGAUGUGUUAAAUCAGGCAGAUGGAUAUAAAUAGCGGCCGGUCUCUAAUGCAAACUUCAUCUGUGAAGUAUGGAACGUUUUGGAAAUUCAUUGGCUUCAAAGGUUUUUCCUCAGGAAGUAGCUAAAGAUGGUAAACAAUGACUACUUUAAAUAGUUUGUCUAGAAAGGUUUUGAUUACCGGACUUUUAAAGAAAAGGAUUGCGGUCCCUGAAUUAGGGGAGAAAACGAUCUGUAUGGAAACGAAGGCUUAGGAUACUGAAAUUGGGACAAGCGUGUUGUGAAGAAAUAGGGAUUUUAGUGCGUUUCGUGCAGGUUAUCGAUAUUUCACUUUAAAUUUUAAUUGCAUUUUAUUGUUUUAACGUUAAUGGAUAUGCACCUUUCGGAAUCGGCAUCUUAGAAUAUGUCAGAAAAACAAUAAGCUAUUUAAAAGCAACUCGGGUCAAAGGCAGAUUUAAAUAUGAGGACUUCGCUUGCCCCUGGCAUCAAACUGAUUACAUCGUUAUCCAGGGACAACUGGUACCGAUACUUCACCCUGUUCCUCACGUUUCUCUUCUACACCAGUUACCACCUUUCCCGUAAGCCUAUCAGUAUCGUCAAGAGUGAGCUCCACAGAAAUUGCUCAUUGGUAAUUCACCCUCCCGACCUCAACAUCACAAACAAUGAUACCUGGUGUGACUGGGCUCCCUUUGACCAAGAUGAUUACCAGAAAUUGUUUGGACUUCUCGACAAUGCCUUCCUCGUUGCCUACGCCAUUGGCAUGUUUUUCAGUGGGAUAUUCGGAGAGAGAUUACCCCUGCGUUACUACCUCACGUCAGGGAUGCUUCUCAGUGGCCUCUUCACCUCUCUCUUUGGACUGGGUUUUUACUGGAACAUCCACUCAGUCUGGUACUAUGCAUUUGUGCAGGUUAUGAAUGGACUGGUACAGACUACAGGGUGGCCAGCAGUGGUGGCUUGUGUCGGGAACUGGUUCGGAAAGGGGAAGCGAGGGCUCAUCAUGGGCGUUUGGAACUCUCACACCUCAGUGGGAAACAUCUUGGGCUCUCUCAUUGCCGGGGCCUAUGUCUCCUCCGCCUGGGGUCUGUCCUUCAUCGUGCCUGGCAUCAUCAUCGCCUGCGCAGGCGUCAUCUGCUUCCUUUUCCUCGUGGAGAAGCCAGAGGACGUUAACUGCACUCUUCCCCAACACCACGAAAGCGCCGAGCAGGAGCCCCUGUUGAGGAACUCGUCCAGUAAUGAGGAGAUCUUUAACGGUCACACCUCCACGGCCGUGGAGCCGGCGCAGGAGCACGCGGAGGCCAUCAGUUUCUGCGGAGCCCUGCGGAUCCCCGGUGUGGUGGAGUUCUCUCUAUGCUUACUCUUUGCCAAGUUGGUCAGUUACACUUUCCUGUACUGGCUGCCUCUCUACAUUGCUAAUGUUGCACAUUUUGAUCCUAAGAAAGCAGGAGACUUGUCAACAUUGUUUGACGUUGGCGGAAUUCUGGGCGGGAUCCUGGCUGGCCUGGUGUCUGACUACACCGGGGGCAGAGCCACCACCUGCUGUGUCAUGUUAAUUGUAGCUGCUCCUAUGCUGUUCCUGUACAACAAGAUUGGACAGAACGGACUGGCAACUACCACCGGCAUGCUGCUGUUUUGUGGGGCGCUGGUGAACGGACCCUACGCCCUCAUCACCACCGCUGUGUCAGCUGACCUGGGAACUCACGAGAGUCUGAGAGGAAAUGCCAGAGCUUUGUCGACAGUCACCGCCAUCAUCGACGGCACUGGAUCUAUAGGUGCUGCUCUUGGACCUCUGCUGGCUGGCCUGAUCUCUCCCACUGGUUGGAACAAUGUUUUCUACAUGCUUAUUUCGGCAGAUGUACUAGCUUGUCUGUUUCUGUGCAGACUGGUUUACAAAGAGGUCAGAAGAUGGUGUGGCUACACAACUAGACCAAGAGGGUUCAAAGAGAUCUGAGGCGACAUUGGGGGGGAAAAAGAGAACCUCACACCUGCAGGGAGUAUCACCAGCUUAAUGACCAAAAAGGGACCAAAGACUGACCUAUCAAAACACAGGCCUUUAUACCCACAGGGCGUUUUAAAUGAAUAUGGAAACCAGGAACUUUCAUCCUAAUCAAAAACCAGCUUCGAGCUCAAGGCAGAAAAAAAAAAAAAAAAAAACCCUGAAUGAUGAGACAUGAUGAAGGGAAGAGGAACAGACUGCACACCUCACAGGAUCUGACAAAGAAAAGAAAGAAGGAAAAGAAAGAAAGAAAGAAAGAAAGAAAGCGAGAGAGAAUCAUUCAGCUCCUCCAUUUUAAACAAUGGUUUUACAGACCAAUUUCUAUCUAGUCGUAUUUCUUUUAUGAUUAAAAUUUCCCGCCGGUGCAAGUUUUUCUUUUAUCUUUUUGAUUACCUGUUUCUAUGGUUACACCAGAUUCAAUUUACAUCUCUCAUCCAGCAGACACUAACACAUGCAAUGAAAAACAGCACCAACACGUUUACAAACACACAGGGUUUUUUUUCGGGGGCCGGGGGGGGGGGGGGCAGUUGUGCUCAGUCAGGUGGACUUUGCCCCGUGACAGUUGGUAUCUCUCUGGUGUCCUCUCUGGAUCCCAGACUCCUCGAAGUGCCUAUCAACACUUAGUUUCCUGGUGGUGGUUAAAUUCCCUCUGGGAGUCUUUUUCAUUCUAGUUAGAUGGUGUUUGUUCUCUUGAGACGAUGCUGAGAUUCAAUGAGAAGAUGGAAAGUCAUUCUCCACAGCGUUAACUGUAGAUGAAUCAUAAGUAUGACUAAUAGAGGUAUUCAAAUGAAAAUAAAAAUUCCUCCAAAUUUGUUUUUUUUUGUUGUUUUUUUUUUUUUUUCAAUCUUAUUUUUGAUUGUGUGCGGACAAAUUAACUUUGCUUUUAACCUACACUCAUGCACACUUUCCUGCCUGUUUAUAUGAAGUCAACAUGUUGAUUAAACAUGGAUUUUCAAAGUG